This is a messenger RNA of Sorghum bicolor (sorghum), 2679 nucleotides long. RefSeq names its product cyclin-G-associated kinase. Lineage: Eukaryota; Viridiplantae; Streptophyta; Magnoliopsida; Poales; Poaceae. Gene Ontology annotation, biological process: protein phosphorylation. The record is from RefSeq and is a predicted model, not a curated record. Gene Ontology annotation, cellular component: cytoplasm. The transcript is spliced from 8 exons. Bases 417 to 2414 code for a protein of 665 amino acids. Gene Ontology annotation, molecular function: protein serine/threonine kinase activity; ATP binding.
ACCAGCGGCCACCAGACCAGGGCACCAGGCCACCACUUCGCCAUCGCCACGGCUCCACCGCUCCACGUCUCGGCUUUUGCUUGCUUGCUUCCUUCCUUCCUCCUUCCCUCCCUCCCGUCUGGCUCGGCAGAUUGCGACCGGGCGCGCCGAAUCUCCAGGCGAGAUCGCGCCCCGCAUCUGACGCCAGCGGCGCCGGAGCCCACGGCGACCGCGGGCCUCCGCCCCCGAUCUAGAGGUGCGCCUCCUUACCGAGAUUCGGCGAGCUUCAGCGGCAAGGAACGAGGGACAUUGGAGUGGUUAGAUUGGCUUGUCUGGGAGGGAUCGGAGCCGGACCUGCAUUUUCCGUGAAACAUUUGGAGAGCCAUACCCAACAAAAUAAGCACCGGUAUUUCAUCCUUUGUCUUGGUAUUCCAAUAAUGUGGAAACUCAAUCCCUUUGGGGGUAAAGCACAGAGUGGGCUGGAUGGUCGCACUAUUGAUGUUGGAAGUGUGAAGAUCACAGUACGAAAUGCCAUUGCACAAGGAGGUUUCUCUUGUGUAUAUUUGGCAUGCGACACAGUACAUCCAUCAAAGAUGUACGCAUUGAAGCACAUUAUUUGCAAUGACUCAGAAUCGCUUGAUCUUGUCAUGAAGGAGAUCCAGGUUAUGAACCUCCUCAAAGGGCAUCCCAAUGUGGUCACACUUGUUGCCCAUGAUGUUUUUGACAUGGGCCGUACAAAGGAGGCACUUCUUGUAAUGGAGUUCUGUGAGAAGUCCUUGGUGAGUGCAAUGGAGAGCAGAGGUAGUGGUUACUAUGAGGAGAAGAAGGUGCUUUUGAUUUUCAGAGAUGUCUGCAAUGCUGUCUUUGCCAUGCAUGGACAAUCACCACCAAUUGCACAUAGGGAUUUGAAAGCUGAAAAUGUUCUUCUUGGAUUGGACGGUGCAUGGAAAAUUUGUGAUUUUGGAAGCACAUCAACUAAUCAUAAAUGCUUUAACAAACCAGAAGAGAUGGGCAUUGAGGAAGAUGUCAUCAGGAAGCAUACAACCCCAGCCUACAGGGCCCCAGAGAUGUGGGAUCUCUACAGAAGAGAAGUUAUUAGCGAAAAAGUUGACAUUUGGGCCUUGGGGUGCCUUCUAUAUAGAAUAUGCUACUUCAAGUCUGCAUUUGACGGAGAAUCCAAGCUGCAGGUACUCAAUGGCAAUUAUCGUAUCCCUGAGCAACCCAAGUAUAGCACUGCUGUCACAGGGCUGAUCAAAGAUAUGCUGGAAGCCUCUCCAAAUGCCAGACCAGACAUCACGCAGGUCUGGUUUCGUGUUAAUGAGCUACUGCCGCUUGAGUUACAGAAAAGGUUACCCGAUGGACCAUCACCAGCCGUUUCCUCGAGUUUGUUGCAAGAUGAAGGUGCUCAUAAAAGAACACCUGUGAUGCCUAGAAGGAACCCCCCUCCACCUCCAAGAGAGCAAUCUAAUAGUUCUUUAUCGCAUGGAAGCUCAAAGGCAGGAGAUGCACCUUUAGGUGCAUUUUGGGCGACGCAGCACGCACAAGGUGCUCAAGCUGCAGAUAAUAGGAACCCUUUGUUUGAUGAGGAGCCAAUUAAGACAUCACUGUCAUCAAAGCAGAACCAAAGCUGGGUGGACACCAGCAUCAGUAUCCCUGGCGAUAGGCAUGGUCAUUCUGGUCAGAUGUCACGAACAAGUAAAGCACAAAGUAACUCCUUGUCCAAUAAUGGUUUCAGAGGUCUCUCUGACACAGAGAUACAAAAUUCUGGGAAAAUUAAAGCACAACAACCUCAACCCAAGCCAAAAUGCGAUAAGGAUCCAUUCAACAGCUUUGUUGCAGAUUUUGACACUCACAAUCUCAACAUUGCUGUUGGUAAGGCAUCCGAACUUGAACUGGAAGUGUCCAGUCUGAAGGAGCAGUUGAAGAAAACCACAUUAGAAAAGGCUGAGAUGACAGCCAAGUAUGAAAAGUUAUCUGCAAUCUGCCGAUCACAGCGUCAGGAGAUCCAAGAGCUGAAGCGCAAUCUUGCUGAGGCUACGCCUCCCUCAAACAAAGUUAGCUCAAGGACACAAGACUCUGGAUCUCAGCGAAAGGAAAAGAUCCAAGGAACUGUGUGGGAGCUUGAACAAGGGAUGCUUGCUAGCAACUCAUCAGCCAGUUCUGAUGCCAAAACAUGGCAGGCUUUCCCUGACACAAAGACUCAAGCCCGACCAAAGGUCGAUCAUGCAACUAAUGGGAGCCAAAACAUAAACAAGAACAUAACAUCAGGUGCUUCCCCCGAUGCGUGGGGUUUUGGUUCCGAUAAUUUCAGAACAUCAGCAGCAGUAAGUGCUACACAGAUCAACAGGGCCGCUGCCCAAGGGAGCUCAUCCCAAAGAUUUAAUGCUGGUGUGGCCAAGAAGGUAGAGCAGCCAUCUGGAUGGGCUGGUUUUUAACUUCACGUCGAUAUGCGUUAACCAUCAUUCUGGUCAAAAUUUGCAAUCUUCCCUACUCAGCUGCUGUUGCCGACGGAGUUGUGAUCUUUGCCGGCCACAGAGCCAUCAAAAUAGGUUAUCUUGAGUGUGUAAGUCAUUUUGGUUGAGGCAACUUAGACAAGUGAUUCAUGGGAUCACUUGAAAUUACCCGUUAAUAAGUAAAUAUAUAUAUAUUGACAGCAUUGUGCGUAUUUCUUUGUAUGAUUAUUUGAACUUGUAACGUCUA